Molecule: messenger RNA, 300 nt
Organism: Macrosiphum euphorbiae (potato aphid)
Lineage: Eukaryota; Metazoa; Arthropoda; Insecta; Hemiptera; Aphididae
Source: the annotation of a GenBank genome assembly
AUGGGUUAUUGUUGGGCGGUUGGAUGUAAUCAUCACAACCAAAGAGAAAAGUGUAAAUUUUUUACACUUCCUAAAGAUCUAAAAUCUCGUAACAGGUGGUUAAAAUUACUUAAACGAAGUGAACAACCUGGUCGUGAAUGUGUUGUUUGUAGUUAUCAUUUUAAAAAUGGACAUAGAAUUAACGGUCCGGAGUUGCAAGACCACUUAAAAAAGGCUUUUGACAAUGAAUUUCCCCAACCUCCCCAAAAAAGAAGAAAUCAAAUAACCAAGAAAGUAACCAUACUUACAGAUACGCAAUAA